AUGGCAGCAUGGCUGCUACGAGAGGUGUCCAAGGGGCACGCCUCCCCAUGGGCGCCGUACCUCGCCACGCUGCCCCCCCACGUGCCGCUGCCGUCCCUCUUCCCCCUCGCCACCAUCCAGCAGCUGCAGUGGCGCCCCACUGAAGCCAUGGUGAGAGCUUUCUGGCGCACUGUCCCCUGCCCGCAUCAUCCCCCACAACUUCAUCAUUUCGAUGGCCGGCCCCUCCUCCUUCCCUCACACAUUUCUCAUGCUGCACUGCCAACCUCCAACCCAACCAGCCACCCUGAUGCUGCACCCCACCGCACCUCCCAACCACAGGCAGUGGCAUACCGGCACGCGUACGAGCAGGAGUACCGGCGGUUAGUCAGUGGCCAGGUCAUUGCUGCGCUGCGUGGGCCGUCAACCAAGCGCUGCUGCUUUUCCCCAACACCACAAUGCAAAUCCGCCCCCCGCCCCUCCUUCCCAUCCUCCCCAUCCUCUCCUCCUUCCCUAUCCUCCCCAUCCUCUCCUCCUUCCCUAUCCUCCCUACGCUCCUCAUCCCUCCCUAUGCUUUCUAUUCUUCUCAAUCCGCCCAUUCUUGACUGCCAUCCCUCGUUCAGAGCUCCUCAUAUCGUUUGCCACUCUCGUUGUCCCUUCAUUCUUUCCCCAUUCUUCCACUCUCCUCAUCCCCACUGCCCCUCACUCUCUACCUUCCGCGGCCCUUGUCGCCACACCUCUCCUCGCAUCCCCCUCUCCUUGCAACUUCCCUCCUCCACCAUCCUCUCUCCCCAAGCUCUUCGCCACUAUCUGUUCCACGCCAUUGCUCCCAUCGCCCCCGGUGCUGACCUCCUCACACACUACGGCGUGCGCUCCUCCCACUCCUUCCUCCUCUCCUACGGCUUCUCCCCCCACCCCAACUCCUUCGACUCCCUCCCCCUCUUCCGCUCCUCUUCCGACCUGCUUGAGUUCUUCGCGGAGCAUUAUUUCCCCGGGGAUUUUGGGGAGGAGGAUGGAGAGGUGGCGAGGGGGGUGAUGGGGGAGGUGGAGGAGAGUGUGAAGAGUGUGGGGAGGGUGGUGAGGGUGCUGAUUGGGACUGUGGAGGAUGGAGGUGGGGAGGGGGUGGGGGAGAGGGGGGAUGAGUGUGAGGGGAAGGGUGAGGGGGAGCGGGAGGGGAAGAUUGAUGGGGAGAUUGAGGGGGAAAUUGAAGGGGAGAGGAAGAAGGAGACUACUAGACGAACUGAUGGGGGAAACGGUGGGGAGAGAAGGGAGAGGGUGACCAUUUGUGAGGGGGGCGUAGAUGGAGAAGAGGAGGAGUUGGUGCAGAUCGGUUGUGAUGGGGAGAGAGUGAUGGAGGGUGGUGGGAGUAGUGGUGGAGAGAAGGUGGAAAACAGAGAGUACAGCUUUGAGGCGGAGAGGGGGUAUGCGGUGUGGCCGCAUGGGCAUGUGGACCCUCGCAUCAUGGCCUCCUUUGCUGCUCUCUGGCACCUCUUUGUCUAUGGCCGCGAGCCCCGGCACCAUCCCAUAGCCUGUGCCAGCGUUCUCUACUGCUGGGGCAUCUCCCACCCGGCAUUGCACCCCCUGCGCCCCCGCCUCUCUCCCCGCCUGCUUGCAUGCCUGAAAGCUGCUCUGGAUGGCAUACACGCGCGUUGUUGUGCUGUUAUUGAUGGGUUUGGAAGCCGGUUGGAGGAGGAUGAGGAGGAACUGGCAGGCUUGUUGGCGAGAGAGAGGAGGGGGUUGACAAAGAGGGUGGGGAAGAGGAAGAAUGUGAGGAGGGUUGUGGAGGGAGGAGGAAGGGAGGGUCCCGGAGAAGGGGAGGACGGUCGGAGGGAGGAAAUUAUUGAGAUUCAAGAGAAUGAGGGGAGUAAGGAAAGCAAGGAAAGUGAGAGUGAGGAGAGUGCGGAGGACGGAGGGGACAGGAAAGGGGGCAUAGCGGAGAGGGAGGCAAGGGAGAGGGAGGUGGUGUUGCGGUAUCGGAUAGGGAGGAAGAGGCUGGUGGGGGUAUUGGAGAGGAGACUGAGGAGGUCGCUUACAGGGGGGUUGAAGGGGAUGGGGGGAGGAGAGUUGGAAGAGAGGGCCAUCAUGGGGAGGUUGAUGGAAGGAAGCACCAUGUGGUAG
This is a messenger RNA of Closterium sp. NIES-65, 2094 nucleotides long. Lineage: Eukaryota; Viridiplantae; Streptophyta; Zygnematophyceae; Desmidiales; Closteriaceae. The record is from the annotation of a GenBank genome assembly.